Hypomesus transpacificus is the source of this 4579-nucleotide messenger RNA. Its product is annotated as tight junction protein ZO-2-like. Gene Ontology annotation, biological process: protein localization to cell-cell junction; positive regulation of blood-brain barrier permeability; cell-cell junction organization. The record is from RefSeq and is a predicted model, not a curated record. Gene Ontology annotation, cellular component: bicellular tight junction; plasma membrane. Lineage: Eukaryota; Metazoa; Chordata; Actinopteri; Osmeriformes; Osmeridae. Gene Ontology annotation, molecular function: cell adhesion molecule binding.
UUUAGACGGUAGGCUCGCGCGCUCACAGUGGCUCUGAGGGGAAGAAUGUUUCGGCUCUCCACGUAUCACAGCGAGCAUUUUUAAAGGAACUCGAACGAAGUGGGAACUACCGCCGCAUCUGAGGAAGUAUUUUAGCGCCGAUGUAAAAAGACAUGUUUCAUUCCAUAAACUAAGGCACCUCAGGAAAUCCAGGGAGGUUCAACGUGCUAGAAGACACUUGUUUUUACUGCAAAAAUAAAGCGACUGUUGAACAACUAAAGACCAGCAGGAUGCCCGUGAAGGGAGGACGAGUUGGGGCUUAUCCAAGCAAGAACGAACAAGUAGGAAGCUCAGGAAUGGAGGAGACUGUCUGGGAGCAGUACACUGUGACUCUACAGAGGGAUGCCAAGAUGGGUUUUGGCAUUGCCGUGUCGGGGGGGCGGGACAACCCCAAUGUGGACAGCGGAGAGACGUCCAUCAUCGUGUCUGAUGUCCUGCAGGGAGGCCCCGCCGACGGCCUGCUGUUUGAGAGCGACCGGGUCAUCCAGGUCAACACCAUCCUCAUGGACAACGUGCCUCAUUCCUUCGCUGUUCAGCAACUGCGGAAAUGUGGGAAGGUCGCAAAGAUAACAGUGAAGAGACCAAGGAAGGUUUCUCUCCACUCCUUGAAGCAGCCUCCGUCUCCAGACCCAUCUACCCGUUACUAUGACUCCGACGCCCCCUGGCCCCAGGACAACGGGGGCCCUGGGUUCCCCCGCCCCCGUGACCACACCUCCGAAAACAAGACCCACCUGGAACCCGAGUACCACGCCCGCGACUACGACCGUAACCGUGGGCGGAGCCGGGGGCGGAGCCAAGAGAGGGCAUCGCCCAGCCCAGACGGCCGGCGUGACGGGAGCCGGGGGCGGAGCUUGGACCGUGAACCGAGCGGUCCAGAGAGGCCCCGGUAUCCAGGGGAACGGGGGCGCAGCGGGGAGGGGGGGGGGGGCUAUGGCUGGGGGGACAGCUACGAGCGCGGGGGAGGAGGAGGGGGGAGGUACAGCCCCGACACGCCCAGGAUGGUGAGGGGGAGGAGCCGAGAUCAGGACCCCUCCCCUGAGCCUGGGAAAACCGCCCCCCGCGGCCUGGAGCCUCUGGAGAAACCUGUCAACGUCCUGCUGGUCAAGAACCGCCCCAACGAAGAGUACGGUCUGAGGCUGGGGAGUCAGAUCUUCAUCAAGGAGAUGAGCAGCACCGGCCUGGCUGCCAGGGACGGCAGCCUGCAGGAGGGAGACAUCAUCCUUAAGAUAAACGGCACAGUGACAGAGAACCUGUCCCUGAGCGAUGCGGGCCGGCUGAUUGAGCGCUCCCGGGGGAAGCUGCAGCUGGUGGUGCAGAGAGACCACCGCCAUGUCCUGGUGCGAAUCCCCCCGCUGCUCGACUCUGACUCUGAGCCUGACGAGAUGUCAGAGAUGGAGUCCCUCCGCUCCUACUCCCCUGAGACAGACAGGAGGCAGUCUGACCUGUCCUCCCACUCCUCCAACGAGAGAGACCUCACCAGGGAGGACGGCCAGCGAGGGCCACUCUCUGCACCUGCCUCCCCCUUCAGGGGGCCCCCCACCCCCUCUGCUCAGCUGGACCAAGAGCCUCUGCACUCCGACCUGCCCCCAGCUGCUGUAACGUCCACUCCUAAGAUCCUGCUGCGGCCCAGCCCUGAAGAUGAGGAGAUUUAUGGGGCUAACACAGUGAUGGUGAGCUUCCAGAAAGGAGACAGUGUGGGGCUGAGGCUGGCAGGAGGGAAUGAUGUGGGGAUCUUCAUCGCUGGCGUCCAGGAGGGCAGCCCUGCUGAGGAGGAGGGCCUCCGCACCGGAGACCAGAUCAUGAAGGUGAACCAGGUGGACUUCAGGGGCGUGGUGAGGGAGGAGGCGGUCCUGUUCCUGCUGGAGAUCCCUAGAGGAGAGAGUGUCACCAUCCUGGCCCAGAGCAAACCAGAGGUGUACAGAGACAUCAUGGUGUCAGGGCGAGGGGACUCCUUCUUCAUCAGGACACAUUUUGAGUACGAGAAGGAGGCUCCUCAGAGCCUGGCGUUUCCCCGUGGGGAGGUCUUCAAGGUGCUGGACACGCUGUAUGACGGCAAGCUGGGCAGCUGGCUGGCCAUCCGCAUGGGCAAGGACAACCAGUUGCUGGAGAAGGGCAUCAUCCCCAACAAGAGCAGGGCGGACCAGAUGGCCAGUGUCCAGAGUUCCCAGAGGGGCGGGGUUUCUGACCGGGCAGAUUUCUGGCGUCUGCGGGGUCAGAGGGCAGCAAAGAGGAAGGACCUGAGGAAGAGCAGGGAGGAUGUUAGCGCCGUCCCCGUGGCAACGCGCUUCCCCGCCUAUGAGAGGGUGGUGUUACGAGAAGCUGGUUUCAGGCGUCCUGUUGUGCUGUUUGGACCCAUCGCUGAUGCAGCCAACGAAAAGCUGGCUACUGAACUGCCUGACCAGUUUGUCAUUGCCAAGACGGAGCCUAAGGACGCUGGCUCAGAGAAAUCCUCCGGGGUGGUGAGACUCAACACCAUCAGACAGAUCAUAGAGCAGGACAAGCACGCUCUACUGGAUGUGACCCCCAGGGCGGUGGACACUCUGAACUACAGCCAGUGGUACCCCAUCGUGGUGUUCUUCAGCCCAGACAGCCGGCAGGGUGUGAAGACCCUCCGCCAGAGGCUGCUGCCCGCUUCCAGCCGCAGCUCUCGCAAGCUGUACGAGCAGGGAGUCAAGCUGAGGAAGACCUGCAGUCACCUGUUCACUGCCACUAUAGAGCUGAACUCCAGUAAUGAUGCCUGGUACGGCAGUGUGAAAGACUGUAUCAGGCAGCAACAGACUCAGGCAGUCUGGGUGUCUGAGGGCAAGCUGGAGGGGAUGGAGACUGAGCUGGAUCUCCCUGAGGACCGCAUGUCCUACCUGUCGGCCAUGUCAGCUGACUACCUGAGCAUGGACAGCCGGCUGGCAAGCGACUACGACGACACGGCGGACGAGGGGGGGGCUUACACCGAUAACGAGCUGGAUACAGAGCUGGCCGAGCAGGUGUCAGCCAUCAGCCGCUCCUCAGAGCCCGUCCUGGCUGAAGAGAUCCUGCGGAGGAGCAGUCCAGAGAUCCGAGGUCGUAUCAGGAGGGUGGGCAGCAGGGAGGUCAUCAGCAACACCAGCCCACUGCUCACUCACACUCCCUCCAAGGUGAAGCUGGUGUUUAGGGACGAGGUGGGUGUCGCCCCUUCUUCUCAGGGGGCGGCCCCUUCUUACGAAGCCCCGCCCACCACCCGUUGCUUUGACUCCCACUCCAGCAGCCCCGGCGACCUGGCUCCGCCCCCCCGCUCCGCCUCCACACUCCUCAAUUCCUUUGGCAAGCCCCGCCCCCUGGGGGCCCCGCCCCCUCCCGUGGCGCUCAAGCCCUCCUUCCUGUCCCAGCAGGACACGCCCCCCGGGGGGCCCCCCACCCCUAUAGCGCCCCCCAAGGGUCUGGAGGAGGUGCAGGACGACCCCUCCCUCACCUCCUUCCUGGGGAAGAUCAAGGCCUUUGAGAAAAUGGACCACUUCGCACGCGCCCAGAGGGUUCUGGAGCUGCAGGAGGCGCAGAACGCCAGGCUGGAGAUCUCCCAGAAGCACCCUGACAUCUAUGCCGUCCCCCUGAAGACCCCUCGACUGGAGCAUGGGAGACCCCAGCCUAUAGGAUCCAGCUCUCGUCCUGAGCCACAGGCCCCACCCUCCAAGGUGAUGUGCUCUGGCAGUCGCUCAUUCUACAGCGAGGAGGAGGAGGAGGAGGAGGAAGAGUACCGCCGCCAGCUGGCAGAGCACACCAAGCGCAGCUACAACCAGCAGUACCAGGAUACGGAACUGUAGGGGCUAGGCAGCCCACACAGACACUACACUGUGCCCUCUUCUGAUUGGCUGGCACCCUCUGCAGACACACCUCCCUGCGCAUACACUCAUCAUUCCUUGGGCCCUGCCACAACCCCUAACCUGGCCAAGCCCCCUGCCUGCACCAAUCAGCUGCUGACUUGGAAGCCCUUCCUGCUUUAAGUUUCUCAAACGAUCUGUUUUUUUUUAUUUAUUGUUUUGCUUCAAAGAAGUCUAGAAGCAUCUGUAGCUGUCUGUGAGGAUAGAACUUCAGUCUUCUGGAACAGUUUUUCUUCCUGUUCUGUCAAGGAUGCGACUGUUCCAGGUCCUCUUUCUGAUUACUGUACGUUCAGCUGAACUGUGUGAACGCUUUAGGAAGCCACUUGUUUUCUUCUUGCCUCUAUGCAAAUAAUUUCAGUUUGUGCAACUGAAAACCUGCCACGAAACUUUGUCUUUGAUCCAUGAAAAACCUUAAACUUCUCUCUCUCACACACACACACACUCACACACACACACACACCUGUGAGUGCUGUCAACUAUUCACUCUCUUCUUUGCUCCUCUCCUUUUGAUAUAUCCCACCUGGCCAGCUCUCUGGAGCUGUUUGAAAAGGUCACCUAUAUUAUAUAUAUUCUAUAUCUACUGUUAAGUGUUUAUACUCCUCAAACUCUGCAUUCCUUCCUAUAUGAUAAUGCGUGUGUAUACAUACAGUAUCUAUCUAUCUAUCUAUAUCUAAAUACAGUAUAUAUAU